This is a messenger RNA of Tyto alba (common barn owl), 5600 nucleotides long. RefSeq names its product FANCD2 and FANCI associated nuclease 1 (gene FAN1). Gene Ontology annotation, biological process: interstrand cross-link repair. Gene Ontology annotation, molecular function: flap-structured DNA binding; 5'-3' exonuclease activity; 5'-flap endonuclease activity. NCBI's taxonomy places the organism in Eukaryota, Metazoa, Chordata, Aves, Strigiformes, Tytonidae. The coding region runs from base 787 to 3750 and encodes 987 amino acids. The transcript is spliced from 13 exons. Gene Ontology annotation, cellular component: nucleus. The record is from RefSeq and is a predicted model, not a curated record.
GCGGCGGAGCGGGCUGGGCUGCGGUGCCGGUGCGUGGGGAGCGGCGGCGGCGGCCCGGGGCGGGCACCCCUCGCUGGCUCGGCAGUAGCAGAAACGGGUUCGGGGAGCGGGGGACGCAGCGAGAGAGCGCGGAGCCCCUUGCAGCUUCUCGAGCGGCGCGGCCUGCUGGGAACAGGCCCCGGGGAGCCCGCCCGGCCGGCGCCGCCGCUCCCGCGGCAGUGCUGGGUGCGCAUGCGAGGGAGGGGGUCGAUGGCACCAAAAAGCAGAAUGCCUGUAAAUAGCAAUAUAAUGACAGAAAUUAGAGGACUUAACUGUAUCCAUAUAUUGAAUUCUGUCUCAAGUUUUCAGUUCCAUCAGCCAGGAAACGUGGCAUUUACAUAGUCAAAGUGUAUAGCAGUGGUUCCAUCUUUUAAACCGAUCCCUUAAAGCCAGCUGUGCUGCUCAGCACGGCAAUCAGGGUGUGCUUGCUUGCCUGCCUGGUGAGAAGGUAAAGGGGCAGUUGUAGCAGUUAAGGAUUACUUGACUUUUCCAAUUCUAGGGGUUUAUUUUUUUUUAUUUCUACACUGUUGAUCUUGGUUGCAUUUGAUACCUUAGAAGAUCUUUCAUUCAUUUUUUAUUGUUUGUUUUCUUGAAGGCACGACAGAGGAUGACAGAUGCAAAAUGCAAAGCCAAUGAAAGUUUGUUUUGUUUUGUUUUGUUUUGUUUUUUCUUCUAGGUAUUACAGAAUUAAGGAAAUAUGGCCCGACUGAAGUAGCCUGUGCCAUGUAAAUGCUUUGAAGUUGUGUAAUGGCAGAAGCUAGGUCUUCAGAAAUUAAAAGGUCCCGAAUAAGUUUGUCACUCAAUAAAAAUAAGAAGAAAAAAGGAACAACAAAAAAGGUGGAAGGUAAAGGAACACCUUCAGCAUCCUCCUCUAUUACUUCCUUUUUUAACAAUGUUCCACCUGCCAAAAUUACUUGUCCCAUGUGUGGGCAAAUUUUGCCAAGGUAUGGAAUAAACGAGCACAUGGAUGAAACAUGUCAGAGAAAACAUGGUGAGAUUGGUGCAAUUAAUUCAACACUCAACUCUUUUAGGAAGGGGGGUCCCCCAGCUGCAAAUGUCAACAAUAAUUCCAGCUCAUAUUUUUCAAAAAACCUCAGUCCUUCCAAAAGCAAUUUACUGAAAACAGAAGAGAGUGCAGCACAACAGAUUAGUCCUUAUUUUAGCAAUAAUACUUCAGUCUGUAGUGUUAACAGUACACCACAGGCUCAAACAGUUAAAAUCAUCUCUUUGGGAAGCUUGUCAUCUAAGCUGUCUAGAAGAUGUAAUACCCAGGGAGGAAAACAGAUUGUGUAUAAAGAGAUCAACACUUUGCCUCCAGCUGUGCACAAUGUGUGCAGAAGUGCUGCAGCACAGGAGGAUGAUGAUGAGAUUUAUGCUGGGCAUUGUUCUCAGAAAGAAAAUCAGGUUUCUGAGAGUGAGUGCCAGGAACAAAAUUUUUGGAAGAAGGAACCUGAAUUUCAGGAAGAAAUACACAAAUGCAGUGGAGAAGACCUUGUGGAUAUUGUUCAGGUAUCAUUACCAGCUGAUAACAUUAAUGGCAAAUCGUUACCAGUUGGUACAGGGAGCACGAAACCAGAAAGGUCUGAAGGUGUGAUGCUUAGUCCUGAUAAGUUUGAAACACAUCUAGCCAUUUACACUUCAGCAGAGCUGACCAGUAGUUUGGAAGUCAAGACUCAGCCUCACACUGAAGUAAUUCCUUCUUCCAAGAGAGAGGUGAACUGCGGUACACAAGAUUGCUUAGGCAAGGGUGAUGUACUUCCUGUGGAAGGUCAUGAAGACUUUAAGGAUGAGAUGGAUCAUGCUUUGUCAGAAACUGUGGAUAAAGUAGAAUAUCAGAAUUCUGCUGGGGACGUUUUAGACAAAAUAAAUGAGGUUUGCUCUGUGCCGAGCUCUCCUGGUCACCCAUAUUACCUCCAGAAUUUUUUAGUGGUGCUACGAGCAGUGUUGGAGAACGAAGAUGAUGCCAGACUCUUUGAUGAGCAAGAUAUGAACAUUAUAAUGAAGUUCUGGAAAUUAUCAGAAUCUGAACUGGAAGACCUGUGUGAAGGGUUGGAUUUGCUUUCAGCCCCUGAGCUAAAAACAUUGGCAAAGAUCUUUCACUUGCCAAACCCAAAUGGUCAGAAACAGCAACUUGUGGAUGAUUUUCUGAGGUUGGCAAAACAACGUUCAUUCUUCAGCAAGAGUCAGUCUGGUAUUGGGACAGUGAUUUUAAAAAGGGUGAAGGACCUGGCUGGAAAAUCUGUCAGGGUCUGUAAAGGCCCUCGGGCUGUCUUUUCUCGAAUUCUGCUGCUAUUUUCACUGUCUGAGUCAAUGGAGGAUGAAGAAGCUGGUAGUGCUGGUCAAGGCCAGCUCUCCACAGUCCUUAUGGUAAACAUGGGGCGUAUGGUGUUCCCCAGUUACACUGUAAAUAGGAAAACACAGGUCUUCCAGGACAGAGAAGAUCUUAUCAGGUAUGCAACUGCUGCUCAUCUGUCAAAUGAUAUAGCCACUGCAAUGGUAAAUGGGAACUGGGAAGAAGCUAAUCAUCUAUAUAUGUGUGCUAAAGAAACCUGGAAUGAACUGAAAAAUCAUCCCUCUUUGAGCUGUCACAGAGUUUUACCUGAGUAUCUGCGACAUUUCACAGUUGGCUGGGUGUAUACAAGAAUCCUUUCUCAAGGCGUUGAAAUUUUGCAGAGACUUCACAUGUAUAAGGAAGCGGUGCAGGAGCUGCAGACUCUCCUGUCUCAGGAUGUGUAUUGUACUGACAGCAGAGGGCGAUGGUGGGAUCGCCUAGCUCUGAAUUUACACCAGCACUUGAAAAACACUAAGAAGGCCAUUCACUGCAUUAGAAACGGGCUGGCAGACCCGUUUGUACGUACGGGGCACCGUCUCUCUCUCUACCAGCGGGCCUUACGAAUCAGAGACUCACCAAGCUGCAAGCAGUUCAGAUGCCUGUUUUAUGAUCUGCCAGUCAUAACUGUGGAGGAUGUGACACACGUUACAAUCAAAGGAAAGAUGUGUCCUCAGAUGGGAAUGGGAAAGUCUGUAUUUCUAAUGGAGGAUAUUGGUGAUGAAGAAGGAGGCGAAGACUCCAGUGUAUCCACAGUUAUGUGCUCAGUUGAGGAGCUGGCGUUAACUCAUUACAGGCAGAAUGGUUUUGAUCAGGGUAUCCAUGGAGAAGGCUCAACAUUUAUUACACUGUAUGGUAUUCUAAUGUGGGAUAUCAUUUUCAUGGAUGACAUACCUGACGUGUUCAGAAAUUCCUAUCAGACAUUCCCCCUGGAUUUGUACACUGACAGCUUCUAUGAGAACAGGAGGGAUGUCAUUGAGGCCAGACUCCAGCAGCUCUGUACAGCUUCCUCAGAGACACUGGCAAAGUUGAUCACCGACGUCUGGACCACUCAGGAGGGAAAAGCAGCAGCACUAGUUAGCUGGGGGCGUUUUAGUUCCCUCCAGCAAGUUCAGAGCCUCGUCUCUUGCCUUGGAGGAACAUUUCUGAGUGGUGUUUUUAGGCACCUUUCCAAAGAUCUACGCCAUUGCAGAGGGGGACUUCCUGACCUGGUUGUGUGGUGUACACACACUAAUCACUUUAAGCUGGUGGAAGUGAAAGGUCCCAACGAUCGCCUGUCCCACAAGCAGAUAAUCUGGCUGAGCGAGCUGAAGCAGCUGGGUGCUGCAGUGGAAGUUUGUCACGUGCAAGCCAUCGGCGGCAAGAGUAAACGCCUCAGUUGACAGUAGAGGCCUUGAUCUCCACAGUGUCCCUGCAUUUCUUGGAAGAAACAAACACACACGCCCACGAUUUUUUUUGUUAGAGGAAGUGAAAGAAAACCACCUCAAGUUUGCUGUGGAAAGGUAUGAACUUUUAUUUAGCCUAAUUUACUUCACAUUCACAACUCAGCAUCAGGGUUUUAUGAGCUUCCUGGCACUGCUACUUUACUCAAUAAGUCAUUAUCAGGCACAAAGGUUUUAGUUUCAGUUGAAAUAGUGAACUCAAACCAUCACAGCAACAGCAUUAGAAACCUACUGCCUAGAGCAAUUUGAGGUACAGAUUUCUGUCUCUUAUGUUAGAGGAAAAUUUAAGAUUUCAUCCUUUGCUUAAAUAUAUGUUAGAAAUUUUUUGGUUUUAAUGUCUUUCCAUCUGAGAGUAAGCCAGAACCUUUGCCCCACUUGCUACAUUUUCAUUAAAAAUCCAAGGCAGUUAGUAUCAAAGUGGUAUUGCAGGCAGGUGCACAUUGAACACAGGUGCAGGCCUGGGUAUACAUAUACACACAAACACACACUUUCCAAUGCAUUUCUGGAAUGAAAUAAAUGUCUUUGAUACAUGGCAGUAAAUGGUGACUAAAGUACUACCAUGAUCAGUAAGUCUACAAUAAGAGCUACCUUGCAGUAACUAAUGACACUGGAGGUACACUAACCAUAUCAACCAGCAUUUCAUAUUUCCCCCCAAGUGGUUUACAGUGUAGUACAAAAGUCAUGAUAUAACAGCCAGUAACAGCCAAAAUAGUGCACGUUUUCUAGAAACAGACAAAGAAAAUAUAAGUUUCUUGGUAGUUUUUCUAUUCUUGCAACACCAAAAUGGCAUUAACAGUAUCUUGUUUUAAAUGGUGAACAGAAAUUAAAAUUCAAAAAUGUGUACAUAUAUAUAUAUACACACACACAUAUAUAUACACACACCUGUAUGUCAGUAUUCUGUACACAGAAGUUAAAGAUAUGUACUCAGACCCCAAAAUUGCUUUUGAAAGUUAUUAAGGGAUGUUCAGAGCAGUCCCUACUGACUAUUAAUAAGGCAACUGUGCAGACUGGAGAAUAUUUUUAAAUUAACAUUUAGUACCUGUCUUUUCAAAGUAAAUUAAAAAUUUAAGAUGUUUAACUUAAGAGGAAGAAACAACAUACGCAGGCACGCAUGCACACACACACAGACGCACACAGUAGUUGUUCAGACUCCUCAGGAGGCAAGGCCCCUGCCACCACAAGGAAGCAGAACCUUGUCAUCAUUUCUAUAGGGGAAGGUGAGUAGCUCCCCUUCCUCCCUGCUGGAGGUGCCCCCCCUCUCCUCCCCCUGCUGAAUGCCAGCUUGGCCUCUGCUUGCCUAACUCUCCUUUUGGAACGGUGUAAAAUUUCUGUAAAGUCUAUUUGGCAAAUAGUUAGACAGGUUUUGUUUAUGAUAAAGGCAUAUUAUUUUUAACCCCCUCCCAUGCUAUAGAUAUAAAAUACAAGGACUAUCUCCAGCAUCUGUACACGUCUUAGAGCUGAAAUGUAGAAAUGUCUGAAAUCUCCUUAUAAAAGACAAUCCUGUUUAAAUAUAGUACCCCUUUUUUCCCCCAAAGGGUACUAGCCUAAACAUUUUUUUUUUUUUUUAUUCCACGAGCUGCCUGUGUGGAAUAAGUUAUUUACACAUUUUUGGUACCUUUAAACCAAAAAAGUUAUACUUUUAAGGAAAAAAAAAAAAGACACCCUAGUUUUAACUGUGAUUUUUAAAGGAAAAAAAAAUGGUACCAAAAGACACUAAGCACACAGGUUGAGGUCUUUUAUGUCAAGUAUCAGGCCAGGGAAAGCAGUAAGCUAAUGAAAAAAAGGAAAAA